Messenger RNA from Myotis lucifugus (little brown bat), 3013 nucleotides. It is a transcript of the gene ZNF333, whose product is annotated as zinc finger protein 333. Lineage: Eukaryota; Metazoa; Chordata; Mammalia; Chiroptera; Vespertilionidae. The record is from RefSeq and is a predicted model, not a curated record. Gene Ontology annotation, cellular component: nucleus. Gene Ontology annotation, molecular function: RNA polymerase II transcription regulatory region sequence-specific DNA binding; DNA-binding transcription factor activity, RNA polymerase II-specific. Gene Ontology annotation, biological process: regulation of transcription by RNA polymerase II.
ACCCCACCCCAGGCCUUCACCACCGUACUGUCUGUGUCCAUAGGGAGGAUGCCUACUGAGACCUUAAACCCGGGGCUGGUGUCACGAUUGGGAAUCUCAAUCUAAAUCCAAAGAGUCUACUCCUAUGCAGGAUAUUUUGGAGGAAAAUUCAUCUCAUGAUUUGCAAAAGGGGCCAGGGCUUGAUUUGAGGAUGCAGAUCCGGCCCAUGAUGGGAGAGAGGGAGAUACUUUCACCUCCAGAGGACCGGCCACCUCUCUGGGAGUCACCUUGGCCUUCUGGAUACACAGGACUGAAGGCGGCUAUACAGAUUCAGGGGGUUGCCACGCUGGAGCCUGCACUGGGCCUUCCUGACCCCUGGGCGGCCAAGGCUCUGCUUGCUCAAGAGCCUGUGUGGCUACAGGAGGCAAGCGUGGAGAAAGAAGCUGUGGUUCCUGGGGUGCUGUCUACCUGUGUACAGGAACCAGUCACCUUUGCAGAUGUGACUGUGCUCUUCACCCCAGAAGAAUGGAUGUUUCUAGACUCUGCCCAGAGAAGCCUGUAUAGAGAUGUGAUGCUAGAGAACUACAGGAACCUGGCCUCUGUGGGAGAUCAACUAUGCAAACUCAGCACCUUUUCCUAUUUGGAGCAAAGAGAAGAGCUGUGGAUCACUGAUAGAGGGAUGUUCCCAGGAGUCCAAACAGAACCUCAACCUCAACCUCAACCCCAAGAGUCAAUUCUUAACCAAGAUACUUUUGCGAAGAUUGCAUCCAUUGGCAUAGAAAGGGAGCAACCCCUGCCUGGAGAAAAACUCUAUAAGUAUAAUGAACUUGGGGAACCCUUUAACAGUAUCAAACAACUUUUUCAGUGUGAGAGAAUUUAUGCUGGAGGCAACCCCUAUGAAUGCCCAGAGAGUGGGAAAUCCUUCCAGACCACUCACCUAAUAGUGCACGAGAAGACCCAUAGUGGGCAUAGUGGAGAUAAAACCUACGCAUGUAACAAAUGUGAAAAGUCCUUCAGAUACAGCUCUGACCUUAUCAGGCACGAGAAGACCCAUACCUCAGAGAAGUACUUUGAAUGUCAGGAAUGUAGGCACGCCUUCAAGUACUCCUCGAAUCUGCGACGCCACAUGAGGACACACACAGGAGAGAAACCUUUUGAAUGUAGUCAGUGUGGGAAAACCUUCACAAGGAACUUUAACCUGAUUUUGCACCAGAGAAACCACACGGGUGAGAAGCCCUAUGAAUGUAAGGACUGUGGGAAAGCUUUUAAUCAGCCGUCUUCUCUGAGGAGCCACAUGAGAACUCACACUGGAGAGAAGCCCUUUGAAUGCAGUCAGUGUGGGAAAGCUUUCAGGGAACAUUCGUCACUGAAGACUCAUCUGCGAACUCACACCAGAGAGAAACCGUAUGAGUGUAACCAGUGUGGAAAGCCCUUCCGGACGAGCACCCAUCUGAACGUUCACAAGAGGAUCCACACGGGGGAGAAACUUUAUGAGUGUACUACUUGUGGUCAGGUGUUGAGUCGUCUCUCAACCCUCAAGAGUCACAUGCGAACCCACACUGGAGAGAAGCCCUACGCGUGCCAGGAAUGUGGGCGAGCCUUUAGUGAGCCCUCAUCCCUCAGGAAACAUGCAAGGACCCACACCGGCAAGAAGCCCUAUGCCUGUCAGGAAUGCGGGCGAGCCUUUGGUCAGUCUUCACACCUUAUUGUACAUGUGAGAACACACACUACAGGAAAACCCUAUGAAUGUAAUCAGUGCGAGAAAGCGUUCAGGCACAGCUCUUCACUUACUGUGCAUAAAAGGAUUCAUACCAGGAGAGAAAACGUUAGGAAUGGCAGCCUGCCUUUAUCAGUGUCUCAUACAUUUGGUAGGCCUAUUGCUAAUUAACUUCCAAUUUUUAAAAAUAUAAACAUUUGGGCCUAUAAUAAUCUCUUAUAGUACUUGUUUAGCUUCAUAACAUGUUUUGAUGUCUAAUUUUUGUUUGAUUCUAAAUAUUGUUUUAGUUUCCAUUAUUAAAUCUUUGACACAUUACUAACUUGUAAUUAGAUUUUUAAAUAACUAUGCAUGGUUAUAUUUUUGUAGAGGUAUAAUUAUUUAUAGUGGAAUGCAUAAAUAUUAUGAGUUAGAUGAGUUGGACAGAUGUAUAUAUACAUGUAACCAACACCCCAUUCAAGAUAUAGAACAUUUCUGUCAUUCUGGAAAGUUGCUGCAUAUAUCUGGGUGUUUCUUAGUUGCCUUUCUGUUGUUGGUUUCUAAUUUAAUUACACUGAGCAGAGUGUGUGGUCUUUGGGUUUUUGUUGAGAUUUCUUUUGGGUCUAGUAUGGCACAUCCUACUAGUUGCCUACCAAAACUGCCCUUUCUUCUUUACAACAGAACCUAAGUUUUUUUGUUCACAUUGGUAAUGUGCACUAUUAAAAAACCUCCAUCUCCCAGUCCUUGUAGUUAGAGGCCACAUUGCCCAGUUCUGGUCAGUAUAAGUCGCUGGGUGUGACUCCUAGGAAAGAGAUUGGAAAGGAGUGGUUUCAUUUAGCCGGCUCCCUCUACUUGCCUUUUGCACAAGCAGACAUGGUGUCCAGUGCUAGAGGAGCCAUCUGUGACCAUGAGGAUUAAAGCCACGGGCUAAAGAGAGUAUGGCCAGAAGUUACAAACAUUCUGGUUUCCCAGUUGGUAUCUUUAUGUGUCUGCACCAGCCCCGAACUAUUUAUUUCUGAAUAUCUUGUUAGAUGCACUUCUUACUAGUACAUGACAUUGGCUUUUUUGAGGAGGGAGGUGGGGAAGGGAAGGCAGAGAUGGGCUUAUUACAGUCGAAUACAAUUUCUAACAGAUGCACUUAGUAUAUGGUCAGUUUUUAUAAGUGCUUCAUGGGUGGUUGAAAUCAAUGUAUUCUACAUAUGUCUACUAGAUCCAGCCUAUUAUUUGUGUUUCAAAAUCUGCACAUUUAUAAUAAAUAUUGGUCUCUGUCUUAAUCAGUUCAGGCUGCUAUAACAAAAAUACUAUAGGCUGGGUGGGUUAUAAACAACAGAAAUUUAUUUC